Molecule: messenger RNA, 1962 nt
Organism: Arabidopsis arenosa
Lineage: Eukaryota; Viridiplantae; Streptophyta; Magnoliopsida; Brassicales; Brassicaceae
Source: the annotation of a GenBank genome assembly
AACAACGACGACCCAAUCAUGGUUUCUCGACGAAUACAUCUGUGAAGAAAGACUUUAAAAUUUUCUAAGCAAGCCAUGGAUUCAUCAUCGACGAAAUCGAAGAUCUCUCAAUCACGCAAGACGAACAACAAGUCAAACAAGAAGCAUGAUUCAAAUGGGAAACAACAAUCUAACAAGAAACAACAAGAAGACGAUGGUGUGGGUUUGAGAUCAUCAUGGAUCUGCAAGAAUGCAUCUUGUAGAGCUAAUGUACCUAAAGAUGAUUCCUUUUGCAAGAGAUGUUCUUGUUGUGUUUGCCAUGGUUUCGAUGAAAACAAAGACCCUAGUCUUUGGUUAGUUUGUGAACCUGAGAAAUCAGAUGAUGUUGAGUUCUGUGGCUUAUCGUGUCACAUUGAGUGUGCUUUUCGUGAAAACAAAGUUGGUGUUAUUGGUCUUGGGGAUUUGAUGAAGCUUGAUGGUUGUUUUUGUUGUUACUCUUGUGGCAAAGUUUCUCAAAUUCUUGGAUGUUGGAAAAAGCAGCUUGUGGCAGCAAAGGAAGCACGACGGCGUGAUGUACUGUGUUAUAGGAUAGAUUUGAGUUAUAGACUGCUCAAUGGGACUAGUCGGUUUAGUGAAUUGCAUGAGAUUGUUAGAGCUGCUAAGUCUAAGCUAGAAGAUGAAGUUGGGCCUCUUGAUGGACCUACUGCUAGAACUGAUAGGGGCAUUGUUAGUCGGCUUCCUGUUGCAGCUGAGGUACAAGAGCUCUGCACUUCUGCAAUAAAGAAGGCAGAGGAGGUUUCAGCCAAUGCAGCCAGAGAUUUAGUUCCUGCUGCGUGUAGGUUUCAUUUCGAAGAUAUUGCACCAAAACAAGUGACUCUUCGUCUGAUUGAGCUACCUAGUGCUGUAGAGUAUGAUGUUAAGGGUUACAAGUUAUGGUAUUUCAAGAAAGGAGAGACGCCUGAGGAUGAUUUAUUUGUUGAUUGCAGUAGAACUGAGAGGAGGAUGGUGAUAUCUGACCUUGAGCCUUGCACAGAGUACACAUUCCGUGUUGUCUCUUACACAGAAGCUGGUAUAUUUGGCCAUUCGAACGCUAUGUGCUUUACGAAGAGCGUUGAGAUAUUGAAACCAGUGGAUGGUAAGGAAAAGAGGAUAAUUGAUUUAGUAGGUAAUGAUCAGCCUUCAGAUAGAGAGGAGAAAAGUAGCAUUUCUUCAAGAUUCCAAAUCGGGCAACUUGGGAAGUAUGUGCAGUUGGCUGAAGCUCAGGAGGAAGGCUUGCUUGAAGCGUUUUACAAUGUAGAUACUGAGAAAAGUUGUGAGCCGCCAGAGGAAGAAUUGCCAUCUCGACGGCCGCAUGGGUUUGAUCUAAAUGUAGUUUCAGUGCCAGACUUGAAUGAGGAGUUCACUCCUCUACCUGAUUCUUCUGGAGGUGAAGACAAUGGAGUGCCGUUAAAUUCGCUUGCUGAGGCUGAUGGUGAUGAGCAUGAUAACUAUGAUGAUGAUGUGUCUAACGGUAGUCGGAAGAACAACAAUGACUGCUUGGUUAUAUCAGAUGGAAGCGGUGAUGAUACUGAAUUUGAUUUCCUCAUGACCAGGAAGAGGAAAGCAAUUUCAAACAGUAAUGACUCAGAGAACCACGAGUGUGACAGUUCGCCGAUUGAUGACACUCUUGAGAAAUGUGUGAAGGUAAUCAGGUGGCUGGAGCGUGAAGGCCACAUUGACAAAACAUUCAGGGUCAGGUUCUUGACAUGGUUCAGCAUGAGGUCAACCGCUCAGGAGCAAUCCGUUGUGAGCACAUUUGUGCAGACUCUAGAGGAUGAUCCAAGCAGUCUUGCUGGCCAGCUUCUCGAUGCAUUCGCUGAUGUUGUCUCCACCAAAAGGCCAAACAAUGGAGUAAUAAUCUCACACUGAUCAAGCUUCCCAUUGAUUCAACCACAUUCUUUUUUAGUAUGAAUAAUAUGAUUAGAACAAAAUAGUCCAUGAUUU